Messenger RNA from Boleophthalmus pectinirostris (great blue-spotted mudskipper), 3477 nucleotides. It is a transcript of the gene slc17a9b, whose product is annotated as solute carrier family 17 member 9b. Gene Ontology annotation, molecular function: transmembrane transporter activity. Gene Ontology annotation, cellular component: membrane. The transcript is spliced from 14 exons. The record is from RefSeq and is a predicted model, not a curated record. Gene Ontology annotation, biological process: transmembrane transport. NCBI's taxonomy places the organism in Eukaryota, Metazoa, Chordata, Actinopteri, Gobiiformes, Gobiidae. Bases 382 to 1884 code for a protein of 500 amino acids.
ACCGAAGUCAUUUCUUGCACAGAAAACAUAAAAUAUGGGGCAAAGACGAGCGUAUCAACAACAUUAUGCUUCCUGAAAUACCCUACCGAUCAGUGAAAGUAUUGCGUGGCUGAAAGAGGCAGGGUUUGCAGAAAACUGACACGUGGAUUAGGCUUCCUCGGCAUCAGGAAAAUACAGCCUCUCUUUUAGCCCGCUCCGGUACCAUCGCCUGCUCUUACAUUAGUACAAAGACCCUUUUUAACUCACAAUCUAGGUCGCCUUUUUGCGGAUACUAUGUAAAAGCGUACUGGAGAGUUGGACUGUUCCCCUUUGGCGUGCGAAAUUAACGAGUAAAUAGCCCGAGGAAGGAAAGAGAAGGAGGCUGCCAUAACCUUCCGUUGAAUGGCAGUAAUUCAAAAAUAUGGCAAGAACCACAAUCCAGAUUUGGUCUGCUACAAGGAAAACCAUCAGCCCAACAAGCACGGUGGAGCUCCCGCAGUGUCUCACAAGAAAUGGACCGAGCAGAGUGCAUACUGGUCCAGGCCCAUGGCAAGGUUAUGGACGGUGGUGUUGUUCUUUGGUACAUGCCUGCUGUACUGUGCCCGGAUGACUAUGCCCAUCUGUGCGGUCAGCAUGGCGGACCAAUUCGACUGGAGCCACAAGGAGUCUGGCAUGGUCCUGGGCAGUUUCUUCUGGGGCUACUGCUUCACCCAGAUCUUUGGAGGCUAUGUCAGUGACCGAGUUGGAGGGGAGAAGGUCAUGUUGUUGUCAGCUGCAGCCUGGGGCUCUAUGACAGCAUUUACUCCAGUUCUGGCCCACUUCUGCUCUCAGCCAAUUCUGUCAAUGACUCUUGCCAGAUUCCUGAUGGGACUACUACAAGGUGUACAUUAUCCAUCAUUGGCCAGUCUAUGUUCUCAAAAGGUGGUGGAAAGUGAACGAGGUUUCCUUAUGAGCACUGUUGGUAGUGGCUCUUACCUGGGCACGUUGGUGAUUGGUGGAGCUGGCUCCUUCAUGUUGGACCUGUACGGCUGGGAAAGUGUUUUUUAUGUGUCUGGGCUGCUCACCGUGCUCUGGGCUUACUGUAUGUGGAAGUAUCUCCUCAGAGGAGAAGGUCCUGUUAUUAGCCUUGAAUCCUUAGGAAGCAGCAAGACCCAAACCAAACUCACUAAAAGACACUGGCUGCGGCUUUUCAAACAGCCAGCUGUCUGUGCUGUAAUUACCGCACAUCUUUGCACAGCGAGCACCUUCUUCACUCUUUCGUCCUGGCUGCCGACCUACUUUAGAGACACCUUCCCAGAUGCCAAAGGCUGGGUGUUCAAUGUGAUUCCCUGGGUGGUGGCAAUUCCUUCAUCUGUUUUAAGCGGGUGCCUCUCUGAUCACCUCAUCGGUCAAGGUUUUGAUACAGCUUCUGUCAGGAAGUUUAUGCAGUUCAUUUCCAUGGGCCUGUCUAGUGUGUUUACCCUGUGCCUCUGUGGUAAAACAACAUUUCCCUGGGCUGUAGCACUUGUGUCAAUAACCAUGGGCCUCCACACCUUCAAUUACAGUGGUGUAUCAGUAAAUGUCCAAGAUCUCGCUCCUUCCUGUGCUGGGUCAUUAUUUGGUGUUAUGAAUACAUGUGGUGCUUUCUCAGGGGUCCUGUUGGUGUAUUUCUCAGGGUAUCUGAUUGAGACCACCGGUUCGUGGGCGUCUGUUUUUGCACUGAUCACCACGUUGAACCUGCUGGGGCUUGGCAUCUUUCUAGCCUUUGGAGAUGCAAAACGAGUGGACAUUGACUCGAAGAGUUGUUCAUGUGGCACCCAUGCCAAGGGGGGCACUGGUCCUGCCUCAUUUAUGCCAUGUGGGACUAGCACAGAGAGCACAAUUUGUAAUUCUUUGGGAUUUGUAAUGUACUAUGCUUAUGCCUAAAGACAGAAACUUCUCUAAAAUUGAUUACUUAAUAGAGUUGUGCUUAUGUUACAGAAUGUGUUGAUAUGUUUAUUGAAUGCGUAUGGAAUUCAUAACCAAAGGCUCAUAUCCAGAGCAUGUAUUGAGUGAUACCACAGACAUGUGACACUUGAUUCUUAAGGGGCAGCACUUUUUCUUUGUUCAACAUUUGUCUCUUACAUAAUGGUUGAGCCUUCUUUCUUAUUGGCAUCUCAUUAUCUGGUGACUAAGGAUGUAUGUUAAUGUCCUAUACCUUUUUAUAGUCUUCAUUCUUUUCUUUAUUAUCAAAUGUGGUUACUGAAAGUAUGUUAAGAAUGUUUACCCAGUUGAAAGACCAAAGUUAAUAUUUAAUUCUUUACGGUCGUAUUUUGUAAAAAAAUACCUCAAUUCAUUAUUGUAAUUUAUAUUUAUAAAUGGUGAAUUUUAAUAUAUGUAUAGAAUAUAUAUAUUUUGAGGGGCAAACAAAGGCCUUUUUGGAUUAGAUAUAAAAAUAGGUUUAUGAAACACACACAUAUUGAAUGACUAGGAUGGCAUCAUAUUUAAAUAUGAAUUUAAAUCAAGGGUUGGUUUCUGAAUUAAUCUUAAAUUUUCACCCUCAGGAUUUGAAUGGUAAAAGACAAAGGCAAAAUAACUCCAGUAACAGUGGACUCAUACCAGUUUGUUGUUUUAUGUUAUAUUCACUAUUGAACAUUUGGUACCUGAUUUUAUUGUUACUGUUGCUACAUCAAAAAGAUAAAAGCCCAACAUUUUUAUCUUGCCACUAAAUACAAAUUUUGUUGCGGGCGCAAUCUCCUUGUUUAGGUUACUGAGUUUUUAUGUCUUGUCAUUUUGUUUUAGUUACUGUAGUUUCAGUGUGUUGUGUUACACAAUGGCCUGAAGAAUGUUACUGAUCUGAGAGCAUGUCUUUAAAGCCUUUAAGGUCUGAGGCUUUUCAUGUUGCAAUAUGAAUAUGACAUUCUGAAAUCAAUUCAAAUAUUAUGUUGUAGCAAAAAUGUAAACAAGUGAUUAUUCAUUCAUUCUUUGUAGAAAGUUUUAAUUUAUGUUUUUAUGCUUUUUCCUACUAAUUUAGUCUUUUCCUUUCAGACAUUGGAGUUGUUCUCCAAAUAUUUAUAAAGGGUUACACCAGAUGCCUCCUCAUCACUUUUUUGUCUAGUCUUUGGAAGAUGUGGGAGAGUUUGAGAGCUUGUCUCUAGUUUUUAAGCUUGAUGAUCCAAAAAAACAGUGAUCAGGAACUGCACUAACCAUAUGCUUCAUUACAUUGAUCAAAUCAGUUAAUGUUAAGGCAGUGGGUAGUUAUUAUGCAAUGCAAUUUAGUCAUUUGAGCUUUUACAAAGCCAGCUCUGUAUCUGUGAUGUUGGACUUAAAGGGUACAUUCAUGACACUUUAUUGGUCCCAUUCACAUGUAUAGUCAAGAGUCCCAAAAUGUAUGUUUUCUAAAAGUGUUUUACAAAUAAUUUUGAUAAUAUGUAUAUUAAUCCUUACAUAUUACUUAAGUGCAAGCAAUUACAGUAUUGUAAUGAUUUGAUAAUGUAUGGAAAGAAAAUUAAGAUGGAAUAAAUAUAUUUUGGUCAAUUG